AACAUCCUGGUCAAAGUGUUGGAGAAUGACACUUGUCAGACUAUAUUACUGGAAGCGUCUAGAACUUUCUUACAACUACAAGUAGCUUCCUGGACAAAUAGUGUUAACAUUAUUUGCAUCACACCUUACUAGGGAGUUCUAGAACAGUCUAACUGUCCACAUGCUACCAUGUGCUUUGCUAACAUGUGCACAUCAUUCUAGAACAUUCUGUUACAUUAUAUAGGAGCCG
Geodia barretti is the source of this 229-nucleotide messenger RNA. The record is from the annotation of a GenBank genome assembly. NCBI's taxonomy places the organism in Eukaryota, Metazoa, Porifera, Demospongiae, Tetractinellida, Geodiidae.